Molecule: messenger RNA, 3019 nt
Organism: Sarcophilus harrisii (Tasmanian devil)
Lineage: Eukaryota; Metazoa; Chordata; Mammalia; Dasyuromorphia; Dasyuridae
Product: fatty acid desaturase 2-like protein FADS2P1
Exons: 12
Coding region: 306-1763 (485 amino acids)
Biological process (GO): lipid metabolic process
Cellular component (GO): membrane
Molecular function (GO): oxidoreductase activity, acting on paired donors, with oxidation of a pair of donors resulting in the reduction of molecular oxygen to two molecules of water
Source: RefSeq, a predicted model, not a curated record
AGCGAAGAGGAUGCUGAGAGGGAAACGCUCAGCCCCAGAGAAAAGAGGCGCGUCUUCCUGUGGGAUGAAAGCCAUCCUUUGAGGACAGAGGAGCGGACUUUCCUUCAGGGCAGGCGGCGAUGCUGGGAGUUCUGGCACCACAGAUACGGAAAGGGUAAACGGGACUUGGCCCAGAACAGAAAAAGGACUUUUUUUUUUUUUUUUUUUUUUUUUUUUUUUAAAGGCAGAGGGGAAGGGGAAGUUCUCUAGCUUGUUAAAUGAGAGCAGGAUUGCAGAAGGCUCAAAGGUGAACCUGGGAAGGCAGCAUGGGGCUGAGAAUGAAGGACUGUGAAGAAAAAAUAAAGGUGAAUGGGGUGCAGGAGGUUAAGAAACGUUGGCAGGUGAAUGGGAAGGGAGAGAUCAACGGGAAAGCGGCACCCAAUGGUCAGCUUCAGGGUGAGCGAGAGGCCAGAGGCAAGCCUCUGGGAGACAGCAGCCCACUGCCGGUGUACAGCUGGGAGGAAAUCAAGAAGCACAACCUGCACACGGACCAGUGGCUGGUGAUCCACCGAAAGGUCUACAAUGUCACCAAGUGGGCAGACAAGCAUCCGGGAGGUAGCCGGGUCAUCAGUCACUAUGCUGGGGAAGAUGCCACGGAUGUGUUCUUGGCCAUGCACCUGGAUCAGGCUGUGGUUCAGAAGUACCUAAAGCCCCUGCUGAUUGGACAACUGGCCCCUGAGGAACCCAGUCAGGAAAAAAACAAAAAUGCCCAGCUGGUGGAAGAUUUCAGGACACUGAGGAAAACAGUUGAGGACCUAAAUUUGCUAGAGCCCAGUCUCCCCUUUUUCUUCUUGCACCUCAUCCAGAUUCUAUUUUUAGAAGCUUUAGUUUGGUUCAUAUUGAGAAGCUUUGGCAAUGGCUGGCUCAUCACAAUGUUUAUCUCCUUUCUACUCACAAUUUCCCAGGCUCAAGCCUCAUUUUUGCAGCAUGAUACAGGACAUCUCUCCAUAUUUAAGAAAUCCAAAUGGAAUCAUCUCAUGCAUAAUUUCGUGAUGGGGCAUCUAAAGGGUAUGUCAGCAAAGUGGUGGAACUAUCGUCACUUUCAGCAUCACGCAAAGCCCAAUAUCUAUCCCAAAGACCCAGAUAUUGACGUGGGACCGCUUUUUGUGCUUGGGGAGUCACAACCAAUCAAGUAUGGCAAGAAAAAAAUCAAAUAUAUUGAUUAUGAAAAGCAGCACCUAUACUUCUAUGUAGUUGGCCUUCCCCUACUUAUGCCAGUCUAUUUUAACAUGCAAUCAAUUCAAGUGACGUUCCUUCGGAAGGAAUGGAAAGAACUUGCCUGGAUCAGCAGCUUUUACAUCCGCUAUUUCAUCACCUACAGAUCUUAUUAUGGAAUUAUUGGGACUGUACUUCUCAUAUAUCUGGUCAAGAUGCUGGAAAGUCCCUGGAUUGCAUUGGUCACCCAGAUGAGCCACAUUCCAAUGAGGAUGAGUACAGAGGAGAACCAGGACUGGUUUAGCACACAGGUUUUGGCUACUUGUAAUGUUAAGCAAUCCUUCUUCAAUGACUGGUUCUCUGGGCAUCUCAACUUCCAAAUUGAACACCACCUAUUUCCUAUCAUGCCCCGCCACAAUUAUUAUAAAGUUGCACCACUAGUGAGGGCAUUGUGUGCCAAACAUGGAAUUGCCUAUGUGAACAAGCCAAUGCUAAAGGCAUUUGGAGACAUUGUAAGGUCAUUGAAGAAGUCUGGGGAUAUCUGGGUGAAUGCUUACUACUACACUUGAGAAGGAACACAGAUAUUGGACACGGGUUGGGGAAUGGGGAAGGUAUUUUCAUUGCUUUAUUGUCCUUGAAUGUUGAAGCACUUUGACCAUGCCAACUUAAUGUUUAUACAUUAUACAGAAACCCCAGACUUUGCCUUGUAGGGCUAUCAUUCAAAAUUACAAGUAGAAGAAAGAAAAGACUGGUUUGUUUCAGAGGAGGGAAGGAAACAUGGGGUUCUGUUUUCUGCAUAUCAAAAGUUAGUCUUUUCAACAGGUCCAGUCCCCUACUUGGGAAGGAAGUGCAAGAGUGAGCAAAGCAUUUCAUAAAAGUAAUUCACUGAGAAAGAAUUGACCCUAUAGAAAUUCCUAUUUCUCUAGAACUUAAGAUUUGCAGAGCAUCUUCUUUCCUCCUAAACAACCUUGAGAAGAAAUUUGUACGAGUGUUGUCAUAUACGUUUUACAAAUGAAGAAACUGAGGUCCAAAGAGGUUAAUCACAGAGGUAGCAGCAUUCAAUCCACUGUACUGGGAUAGCAGAUAGGGUUUAAAGGAGGGAGGAACAAAUUAUUUAUGGCAGAUCUGUUUGGAAGGAAAAAUUACCUUUUCUUCUUUAGUGAAAAUAAGAUAUUUACAUAUAGUUGGCAAAACACUUAGGCUCUUUGUAAUGAGGGAAUUUCACAGUUAAGCAACCUGAGGUUCCAAGAAAAAAAGUCAGAUUGUUAUGCUUACAUGAAUGUAGGAAGCAAGAUACAAAUCUAUGUCCCACUUGCUGUCAUGUCCAUCUGGAGCUCUAUUAUGACACCAUCUCUUGGACCCAUAAAUCUCCUUAGAAAAUCCCUUUGUCCAUCAGCCCCAAGGCCUGCACUUCUGGCUCAAGUUCCCUCAACUACAAUGCCAGUGUUCUUGCUUCAUCAAACAGCCCACAAAAUUGUAGAGAACUGGAAUCAGUGAAGAGAUCUAACCCAGCUAAGGCAUAGAGCCAAUGGAGGAUCAUAUGACAAAGGAGCCAUACUGCCUCAUCACCUUGGCCUUUUAAAAUCCUUCAAUGAGAAUCCCCUUCUAAUUCUUCCUAAUAUUUAGUGUUCUUUCUCUCUUCAAAUUGACUUUUAUUUAUUACUCUGGCCAAAGGCUAUAUCUCCCCAGGAAAAGAAAAGCUGCUUGAAGGCAGGAACCAGUUUGUCUUUGCACCCCCAGUGCCUAGCACAGUCCCUUUUACCAGAAGUUCCUGAUAAAUAUUUUGAUGGUGAAAAUGUCAUAAGGGCAGCUAGGUGGUGCAAGG